Messenger RNA from Prunus armeniaca (apricot), 777 nucleotides. The record is from the annotation of a GenBank genome assembly. Lineage: Eukaryota; Viridiplantae; Streptophyta; Magnoliopsida; Rosales; Rosaceae.
AUGAAAAUCCACCACGUUGCUUGCUUAGAGGACAACUACGCAUACCUAAUCAUUGACGAGAGUACCAAAGAAGCUGCAGCUGUGGAUCCAGUUGAGCCUGAAAAGGUUCUUAAAGCAGCUCAAGAACAUGGCGUUGAUAUCAAGCUCGUCCUCACCACUCACCACCACUGGGAUCACGCUGGUGGAAAUGAGAAGAUAAAGCAGCUGGUGCCGGGGAUUAAGGUAUAUGGUGGUUCUAUUGAUAAUGUAAAGGGCUGCACUGAUAAGGUGGACAACGGUGAUAAGAUUUCUCUCGGGGCUGAUGUUCAUAUAUUGUCUCUUCACACACCUUGCCACACUAAAGGUCACAUAAGCUAUUAUGUGACUAACAAAGAGGGAGAUGACCCAGCUGUUUUUACUGGAGACACACUGUUUAUUGCGGGUUGUGGUAAAUUUUUCGAAGGAACAGCAGAACAGAUGCAUCAGUCGCUAUGUGUGACUUUGGGUUCAUUGCCAAAGCCAACACGAGUUUACUGUGGCCAUGAGUACACAGUGAAGAACUUGCAAUUUGCUCUGACAGUUGAACCAGACAAUGAGAAAAUAAAGCAGAAGUUAUCAUGGGCACAGAAGCAGCGGGAAACAGGCCUCCCCACAGUUCCCUCAACCAUUGAGGAAGAGAUGGAGACGAACCCUUUUAUGCGGGCUGAUCUACCAGAGCUUCAGGAGAGGAUUGGUCGCAAAACUGCUGUUGAAGCUCUGCGUGAAAUAAGGCAGAGGAAGGACAACUGGAGGGGAUAA